This is a messenger RNA of Anopheles arabiensis, 1702 nucleotides long. RefSeq names its product ER lumen protein-retaining receptor. Lineage: Eukaryota; Metazoa; Arthropoda; Insecta; Diptera; Culicidae. Gene Ontology annotation, cellular component: membrane; endoplasmic reticulum; cis-Golgi network. The record is from RefSeq and is a predicted model, not a curated record. Gene Ontology annotation, biological process: endoplasmic reticulum to Golgi vesicle-mediated transport; protein retention in ER lumen. Bases 484 to 1122 code for a protein of 212 amino acids. Gene Ontology annotation, molecular function: ER lumen protein retrieval receptor activity. The transcript has a single exon.
AAGAAUAAAGAAAAACACAAAGAAGAAGAAGAAGUGUUUACACGUCAGUCGGUCGGUGUCCGGUCGCUUACAUAUUUCCAGUAAAAAAAAGCCCAAAAGUAGUGAAAAAUCCCAUUUCCGUACUCCUUCAUCUCGAUCCCUUCGGAUCCGGCUGAUUUGCUGCAAGCAGAAACCUCGGAGGGCUGCUUUUACCAAACCUGCCGGCAACGCGACUACGUGUGCAGAACGCAACCCCUUGUCUGGCCUGCGUGUAUAUGUUCGUGUCAUCCUAUCUCCAGCGGACCACCUCCUUCUGUACUGUUGAACCAUUCUGAAGUCUUCUUUUCCAUAGAGCCAAAAACAAACCAACCACCAGCGGACUGUUGGAAAGAUACGCGGAUCGGGCAAACCAGACGAGGAAGACCAUUCCUUGCCCAUAUUACACCAAAGCUGCCCCACGAUUGUACCUAGAACCUUGCAAGGGAGUGGAGUAAUUUGCAAAAAAUGAAUAUUUUCAGAUUGGCCGGCGAUUUGUCGCAUCUGCUUGCAAUAAUUUUGCUGUUGAUAAAGAUAUGGAAGACGAGAUCAUGCGCUGGCAUAUCGGGCAAAUCGCAGAUCCUCUUCGCCAUCGUCUACAUUAGUCGCUAUUUGGACCUGGUGACGACGUUCAUCAGCGUGUACAAUACCUUCAUGAAGCUGGUCUUCAUCAGUACCUCCGUGGCCACAAUUUAUCUGAUGUAUGUCAAGUUUAAAGCAACGUACGACCACAACCACGACUCUUUCCGCAUCGAGUUUCUGCUCGUUCCCUGCUUCCUGCUGGCCCUGUUGAUUAACAACGCGUUUACCCCACUGGAAAUCUUGUGGACCUUCUCCAUCUACCUGGAAGCGGUUGCCAUACUGCCCCAGCUGUUCCUGGUCAGCAAAACUGGCGAAGCGGAAAGCAUCACCAGCCAUUACCUGUUCGCCCUGGGAUCUUACCGUGCGCUAUAUCUGCUGAACUGGAUCUACCGAUACUACGCCGAGGGCCAUUACGAUCUGAUUGCCAUCUUUGCCGGCGCUAUCCAAACGAUCCUGUACUGCGACUUCUUCUAUCUUUACAUUACAAAGGUUCUUAAGGGCAAGAAACUUCAGCUGCCGGCGUAAGUGCAUUUGUUCAGCAGCAGUAGCAACAGUGAUGCAAUGGAUGAGGAAUAAACAAGAACUAUUCCUGUGUGCGGAUGUACCAUUAGCCACGACGUGAAACAAUACAUUUACAGUUUAACUUUGCACCCAGGCCAUCAUUGCAUUACGGUCAGGAUGAAUAAACGAGAUAGAAAAGGAGGAACCGUUGCGCCAGUGAAUUUAGCUGUGGUGAUCAAACGAUCACCACUUUUCAUACAAAUGAACAGACUAAACUAUUGGUCCACUUAAGGACAGUUCAAAUAACAGCGCGACUUUAACUUUAGUUUUACAUCUCUACUAACCAUUCUUACGUUUUCCGUUAAGUAGCUAUUCUCGCGCUACACACUCUUCCUGCUACUUGUGUAAUUGUGUAUUUCUAGGCUUAGAUGAAGAAAUGUUAAGACGCAGAGGAAGAAAUAUUGCUACAGAUUGCAUAUGAUGUGUAGGGAGAGAGAAAAAAAACCCUUACCAUACUAUUUCGCACAGUUAGCAUGCAAGAGAUACAUUCAAUAAAUAUCGGAAAGCUGAAAACAAUCGAAAUUUCCACUCGACUUCAAAGCAA